Molecule: messenger RNA, 2873 nt
Organism: Daldinia caldariorum
Lineage: Eukaryota; Fungi; Ascomycota; Sordariomycetes; Xylariales; Hypoxylaceae
Exons: 6
Coding region: 486-2561 (691 amino acids)
Source: RefSeq, a predicted model, not a curated record
AGUGGGGCUUAUCGCAGUGAAGGAACUCUACAUUUAUUUUCCAGAGGCAGUCCGAAAGCAAGUCCCCUCUACAACUUUUAUUAUAUUUUAUAUUAAUAACUUAUCCCUUGUAUCUAACAUAACACGUUUUCUUUAGAUCCAUCCUAACUAAUGUAUUAUACGUUCGUAUCCUUCGUAUGUGAUACGUACCUGCGACGAGUUUUCUGGAUCUUUUCUGGAUCAACUUGAGCUAGGACCCCUAAAAAGAUCAACGGGAUCGUCACUCCCGACUAAAAGAGUUACAGAGUUCCAUAUCGUCGCUUAGGCCCAAAGUUUCAUAGACACUUGAGAUAGUCUCUUCGUCGCGUCGCCAACUAUAUCUAACCAAUCGCAUUUGGAAAUGCAGCUUCCGAGGCCUCUAUCACAUUAACGGACCGCGCUGUGAUAUCCGUAUAGCUCAUAUAUCUCCCGCUUGCGCUGAACUUCCCCUGUGCCCAAGCGCGGGUAUGUCCGUGUGGGCGAAGAUGCGAGGAUUCUUCCUUAGCGAUGAGGAGAUGGGAAAGAAGGAUGACGACCAUAAGCCCUUUAAGAAUGGCGCUGGCUUGCGACAGCCUAAUUGGCAUCCUGCUAGAGUCCCUCCGCGCCGGUCGCUUAAACGUAUAGCUAUAGUGCUUGUUGUAGCUGCCGUCAUUUAUCUCUUCAUCAAGAAUAUACCCAUCCUCGGUCCUAAUAUACAGAUGCGCCGUCCUAGCUACACUUACCUGGACCUUGAUUCCACACACGAUGCUGCCGCUCCUAGGGGCCCUUCUUACGACCGGCCUAAGCCUCCCCCUGCCAGACCGCAUACCCGUCCACCGAACACGCCUGAGCGCAAGUACAAUGGACCUGUUAAGUUCCUAGGACUGGCGCAGACGUUACAAGGCAUCGGUGCCACGAGAGGGGCCAUGGUGAUCAAUAGGAAUGUUCUAUUUGCGACCUCGAGCCUUAAGAGCGCGGCGACGCUGCUACCGAUUGCCUGCCAGAUGGGAACCCAGCUCCAGAAUUAUGUUCACUUUGCCCUGAUGAGCCGAAGCGAUAUAACCUUACAAGACUUGCGGGAAAUCAACGGCAUAGACGAGUCAUGUCACAUUAUAUAUCACGAUGCGCGCCCCGACGAUGCUCAAAUAUCGACCGAGGAUAGAAUGGAAACUGCCGUAUUUCGAGCACUACAUCACAUUUUUCAGUACAUGCAUCCUCAAGCUAUUUUCGUGGACGGCUCUAGCAAUGAAGAAGCGUUUUUUCUGCGAGGAGUGCAUCAGCAUGUAGAUGCUAAGAAGAACACUCUAAUCGAGCUCCCGCAUGGAUCAGGAAAGAGACUUCAAUGGCUAACGAAACUCGACAGCCAGGCGUUACGCAUAUGGAAUAAAAUCCAUAUUGAUAUCCUCAUUCGUGCGGUUCCAGGGACUUCGGGGGGUCUAAUAAGACUUCUUAGAUCGCUCAGUGCUGCAGACUAUACUUCGAGUCCAAUUCCUCAUCUCACUAUCGAACUUCCUCAUGACAUCGAUUUCGCAACUAAGCACUUUCUCGAAAACUUCGCCUGGCCACCCGCCCAUAUACCCAAUCCAACUAACGCGCGAUAUCUUUCUCUUCGUCACCGCCUGCCUCGUCAAAGGAUGAGCGAAGAGGAGAGUUCUGCCCGUUUUCUUGAAUCGUUCUGGCCGGCCCAGCCAGAAUUCUCGCACGUCUUAGUACUUUCUCCGCAAGCUGAACUAUCUCCUGAUUUCUUCCAUUACCUUAAAUACACUUUAUUGGAAUAUAGAUACUCAUCUAUUUCCGCACAUCAACACUGGGAUCGCCGACUUUUCGGCAUCAGUCUCGAACAACCGCUCCAGCUAUUAGACGGGAAAGGUUCAUUUUCUCCGCCUUCAAUAACAAAACAAGCCGAGCCUGGUGAAGCUCCUCAGGAUGAAAUCUCGACAUCUUUCUUGUGGCAAGCACCUAGCAGCAAUGCCGUUCUUUUCCUAGGAGAUAAAUGGGUGGAAUUGCAUGAUUUCGCCUCUAGGUCUUUGGAAGUUAAGCAGGGAUCAGACCCUGUACCAGCGCUCUUGUCAGAAAAGGUCGUGAGCACACAACACCCGUCUUGGCUGGAACAUGCCUUAAGGCUAGCGCGAGCACGUGGCUAUUGGAUGCUGUACCCUGGUGUUGAUAUCGCUAGGAACUUGGCCACAGUCCAUAUAGAGCUCAGGCAUAUACCGGAGGAGUAUGACAGCCAAGAAAACUCAAAGCCGCUCUUAGCGGACGACGCAAGCGAGGAAGAGAUCGAGAAGGUUAGGCAGAAGAUUCGGGCAGGACCAGAGAUUACCCUUGCCUCGGCGUCUUUGCUCGAUAGCCUUCCCGACAAGGGAAACUUACGCCCAUUCAGUACUCUACCCAUCGUGGCGUGGGACGGUCAGGAGACGAAUUUUGAAGAACUUUAUUCCCUCGCCACAAAGUACUCGGCAGAAUUCAGAGAGAAAGUGGGCAACUGCGGAGCGGAAUCCGAAGAGAAGUUGAAAGAGAAGGAACGUUUUUCAGCACAGGAUCUAUUCUGCAAAACAGAAUAAACGUCACUAUUGCCGCGACCAAAGGGAUAUCCGAAUAGUCUUGAGGGGUUUUGAAGAGGCUUUGAUAUAUACCGUUAGCAUCGACGUCUGGAAGGCUAGUUAUUUGUAAGCAGUUGGAAUUAUUGAAACUGCGGGACCUGGCAUUUAAUAGUGGUGUUUGGCGUACUUGGCCCGGGAUACGGGAUGACUAUAUAACUCAUAUAGGGGUAGGUGUCAACAAAUUUAUGGAAGCAGAAUCAUGUAUAUAUACGUAACUCCAGAAACCAAAAAUGAAACAUACCUGCAGCCGGAGUCGAGAAGAAGCGUGCUUAC